Xenopus laevis (African clawed frog) is the source of this 5097-nucleotide messenger RNA. Its product is annotated as zinc finger protein 850. The transcript is spliced from 5 exons. Lineage: Eukaryota; Metazoa; Chordata; Amphibia; Anura; Pipidae. The record is from RefSeq and is a predicted model, not a curated record.
CCCGCAUCGUGCAAAAAUCCCUCCCCCCUCUCAGCAUCCAGAGUUUCCUACCAAGGCGUCAUGAUUGGGGGGCGGCACCUACAGUGCUUCACUGUAGACUCUGUGAAGCUUGUUCUAAACUCCGCCCUCCCCUCCCCGUGACUGGAGUUUAGUGUAGUGCGGGGAGGGAGCCGGUAAACAAACUGAAAGCAUGGCUCCAGGCAUUCCCCUUCAACACUGCUGCCUAUUGCCUAACCUGGUCUGGAUUUCCUGCCUGAUCUCAUGAACUGACAUUGCUUCAUGAUACGAGUCAUCAGAAUAUACUGGCAGAGUCUAUAAAGGCUACGUUUGGGCAACCGAGUGUGGAAGAAUCUGUAAGGCUGGCACAGCCCAAACCCAGGAGUGUGAGCCAACUGUAUGGAAUAAGGAUCACUGACUGAGCUCACAAGCCUUUUGACUUGCUGGAAAAGCUUUUCUGUGACUGGUCAUCUUCUCACCCAUCUCUGCGCUUGUACUGGAAAGAAAAGGCUUUGCCGGCAGAGACUAAGGAGGAUGGACCCCCAAGAGAAACAUUUGGCCAGCAAGGAGUCUGGGCAGGAAUUUGGUACUGAGCCCAAUCCUGAAUGUGAGGAAACAUCAUCUCUAACCAAAGACCAAAAUCAGGAGCAAAGGAAAACUUCUCCAGGAGAAAAGUCUGGGAAGAGCUUCCUCAGUAGGUUCUCCCUUCUCACUCACCAGGGAAUUCACACACUCGGGUCUUUCAGUUGUGCAAAAUGUGACAAGAUCUUCCCUCAAAAAGCCAGUCUUCUCCGUCACCAACGUGUUCACUCAAAGGAGAAACCUUUUACUUGUAAGGAAUGUGGGAAACGCUUCUCUCACAAAAGUUUCCUUGUCAAUCACCAGAAUACUCACACGGGGGAGAGAAAUGUGACCUGUACAGAAUGUGGGGAAACCCUGUCUUCCAAGACCAGCCUUCUAAUUCACCUCAGAAAACACACGGGGGAGAAACCAUUCACUUGUACAGAAUGUGACAAAAGCUUUGUUAAAAAGUACAGCCUUGUAUCUCAUAUGAAAAUCCACACAGGGGAGAAACCAUUCACUUGCACAGAAUGUGGCAAAAGCUUUGCUCAAAACAGUACCCUUGUAUCUCAUAUGAAAAUCCACACAGGAGAGAAACCAUUCACUUGUACAGAAUGUGGCAAAAGCUUUGCUCAAAACAGUGCCCUUGUGUAUCAUAUGAAAAUCCACACAGGAGAGAAACCAUUCACUUGUACAGAAUGUGGCAAAAGCUUUGCUCAAAACAGUGCCCUUGUAUCUCAUAUGAAAAUCCACACAGGAGAGAAACCAUUCACUUGUACAGAAUGUGGCAAAGGUUUUGCUCAAAAGGGUCAACUUGUCUCUCAUAUAAUAACACACACCGGGGAGAAACCAUUCUCUUGUACAGAAUGUGGAAAAACCUUUGCACGGAAGAAUGGCCUGUUAUAUCACCUGAAAACCCAUACAGGGGAGAAACCAUUCACUUGCACAGAAUGUGGGAAAAGCUAUCGCAGUAAGAGCCACCUUGCCACUCAUUUGAGAAAACAUGCAGUGGAGAAACCAUUUACUUGUACAGAAUGUGGCAAAGGUUUUACUCAAAAGAGUAACCUUGUAUCUCAUAUACAAAUACACAUCGGGGAGAAACCAUUCACUUGCACAGAAUGCGGCAAACGUUUUGCUAAAAAGGGUAACCUUGUAUCUCAUAUGGUAAUACACACAGGGGAGAAACCGUUCAUUUGUACAGUGUGUAGCAAAGACUUUGCUAGGAAGCCUAGCCUUCUUUCUCAUAUGAAACAACACACAGGGGAAAAACCAAUCCUUGUCAUUCACCAGAAAAUUCACACGGGGGAGAAACAAGUCACUUGUCCAGAAUGUGGGAAAACCCUGUCUUGCAGGAGCAGCCUUCAAGUUCACCUUACACUACACACUGGGGUGAAACCAUUCACUUGUACAGAAUGUGGCAAAGGCUUUGUUAGUAGGAGUAGGUUUGAAUCUCAUCAGAAAAUCCACACAGGGGAGAAACCAUUCACUUGUACAGAAUGUGGGAUCAAUUUCAGGUACAAGAGCAGCCUAGUACAUCACCAGAAAAUUCACACUGGGGAGGCGACAUACAUUUGUACCGAAUGUGGGAAAAGCAUUCACCAUAGGCGCAACUAUGUCAGUCACUUGAAAAUGCACACAGGGGAGAAACCAUUCACUUGUACAGAAUGUGGCAAAGGCUUUGCUCUAAAGCCUUACCUUGUAUCUCAUAUGAGAAUCCACACAGGAGAGAAACCAUUCACUUGUACAGAAUGUGGGAAACACUUUGCUAAAAAAAGUGCCCUUGUAUCUCAUAUGAAAAUCCACACAGGAGAGAAACCAUUCACUUGUACAGAAUGUGGGAAACACUUUGCACACAAGGUCAACCUCCUAACCCACUUGCAUGUCCACACUGGGGAGAAACCAUUCACUUGCACAGAAUGUGGCAAAGGCUUUGCGAAUAAGGGCAAACUUGUAUCUCAUAUGCACACCCACACAGGGCAGAAACCAUUCACUUGCACAGAAUGUGGCAAAGGCUUUGUUCGUAGGAGUAGGUUUGAAUCUCAUAAGAAAACACACACAGGGGAGAAACCAUUCACUUGUUCAGAAUGUGGCAAAGGCUUUAUACAAAAGGACAGCUUCUUACGCCACCUGAAAAUCCACACAGGGUAGAAACCUUACUCUUGUACAGAAUGUGGGAGGAAUUACAGGUACAAGAGCAGCCUAGUACAUCACCAGAAAAUUCACACUGGGGAGGCGUCAUAUGUUUGUACCGAAUGUGGGAAAAGCUUUCACCAUAGGCACAACUAUGUCAGUCACUUGAAAACGCACACAGGGGAGAAACCAUUCACUUGUACAGAAUUCAGUAAAAAGGAGAUUCUUGCCGCUCAUCAGGAAAGUCACACAGAGAAGAAAAGUUUCCCUUCUACAGAACAAGGAGAAAGCUUUAAACAAGAGAACCAGUUUAUUAGCCAUCGAGAUAUUCACUUGAGGGUCAAACCUUUCGUUUGUAAAGAAUGUGGGAAAUCGUACUUUAGCAAGAGAGCACUUGCCUCUCACCAGAAAGUUCACACCGGUUUGGCGCCAUACACAUGCACAGACUGUGGCAAAAGCUUCCCUAUAAAGAGCCGUUUGCUCAUUCACCAGAGACUCCACACUGGGGAAAAACCUUUCACGUGUACAGAAUGUGGAGAAGGCUUUCCUGCAAAGGCCACCUUACGCCGUCACCAGGUGAAACACACAGGGGUGAAACCUUUCACAUGCACACAAUGUGGGAAAUCGUACUCUAGCAAGAGUGCACUUACCUCUCACCAGAAAGUUCACACCGGAGAAGCGCCAUACACAUGCACAGACUGUGGCAAAAGCUUCCCUAUAAAGAGCCGUUUGCUUAUUCACCAGAGACUCCAUACUGGGGAAAAACCUUUCACGUGUACAGAAUGUGGAGAAGGCUUUCCUGCAAAGGCCAACUUACUCUGUCACCAGAUAAAACACACAGGGGUGAAACCUUUCACUUGCGCAGAAUGUGGGAAAUCGUACUCUAGCAAGAGAGCACUUACCUCUCACCAGAAAGUUCACACCGGAGAGGCGCCAUACACAUGCACAGACUGUGGCAAAAGCUUCCUUGAAAAGAGCCGUUUUCUCAUUCACCAGAGACUCCACACUGGGGAAAAACCUUUCACGUGUACAGAAUGUGGAGAAGGUUUUCCUGAAAAGGCCACCUUACUCUGUCAUCGGAUAAAACACACAGGGGUGAAACCUUUCACUUGUACAGAAUGUGGGAAAUCGUACUCUAGUAAGAGAGCACUUACCUCUCACCAGAAAGUUCACACCGGAGAGGCGCCAUACACAUGCACAGACUGUGACAAAAGAUUCCUUGAAAAGAGCCGUUUGCUUAUUCACCAGAGACUCCAUACUGGGGAAAAACCUUUCACUUGCACGGAAUGUGGAAAGGACUUUCCUCAGAGAAGUCUGCUCCUGACCCACGAGCGGGUGCACACGGGGGAGAAACCUUUCACAUGUACAGACUGCGGGAAAUGUUUUUCUCAGAAGAACCACCUUCUGUCCCACGGGAGGUUACACACGGGAGAGAAACCCUUCAUCUGCACAGAAUGCGGGAAACACUUUUCACAGAAAAGCCACCUUCUGUCCCACGAGAAGAUUCACACAGGGGAGAAAUCGUUUGUCUGCGCAGAAUGUGGGAAAAACUUUGCUCAGAAGAGCCACCUGUUGAGACACGAAAGGGUGCACACGGGGGAAAAACCUUUCACCUGCACAGAAUGCGGCAAACGGUUUUGCCAGAAGAUGAGUCUCCUGUCCCACCACAAAUCCCACACUGGGGACAAACCCUUCUCUUGCACGGAAUGCGGGGAGCGCUUCUCUCUAAACAGCACCCUUAACAAACACAAGAAACUGCAUAUAGGGCUCAAGAGCUUCACCUGCUUAGAAUGCGGGAAAAGCUUCUUCCAAAGGUUCAACCUUAUGAGCCACGAGAGGAUUCACACCGGAGUGAAACCAUUUACCUGUACGAAAUGCGGCAAAAGAUUCUCCCGCAAGUUCAACCUAUUCUCUCACGAGAGAGUGCACACGGGGGAGAAACCAUUCCCGUGUACAGAAUGCGGCGAGAGCUUCUCUUGGAAGAACCAGCUGUUAAUCCACCAGAAGCUUCACACGGGGGAGAAACCAUUUAUCUGCAGAGAAUGCGGGGAGGGUUUCUUGAUGAAACGUUCCUUUCUCAAACACCAAAAGCUUCAUGUACGAUCGUAGCAUUUGUCACUUAAUGUCUCCAAGUAAAUAUUUCUAUAAAUCACAGGUUCAACGCUAAUUAAAGGGUAACCAAACACUCUGCACAAGUAUUAUGCUGAAGGUGUUAAUAUUGGGGUGCUGGGGAAUCUUCCUAUCCCAGAAAUCUGCACCUGUGCUGUAAGGUUUCAUCUUCAAAAACUCAACUGGAUGAAUUUUGUGCUUUACUUCUCUAGAAAUUGCUCCUAAAAUAACGGAGGCCUAACACAUUGUCGUGAUCAUGGGGUUGAUGGACAUGUUUGAAAUUAUGGGUUUAUUUUUUUU